Racocetra persica is the source of this 545-nucleotide messenger RNA. The record is from the annotation of a GenBank genome assembly. Lineage: Eukaryota; Fungi; Glomeromycota; Glomeromycetes; Diversisporales; Gigasporaceae.
AUACCCAAGGGUCAAGUUUCAACUUACAAAUAUAUCGCGGAUUUUCUUCGGAUUUCUCCCCGCGAAGUAGGUCAGGUGCUGAAAGAGAAGGAGAAAAAGUAGCAACCAAACGCAAAUUGUUGUCGGUCGAAGGCGUAUUCUUCGAUAAGCAAGACAUAAGAAGACUUCAAAAUCUCGAGAGAGGAGAACAACAAUUUCUAUCAAAAAUUAUAAGUAAUAAUAAACUAAAUUAUUUAGCGAUUGCUGAUUAUUAUCCUUACGAGAUUACGGAAUUUUUUAACUUAUGCAAAGCGAAAAAAAUCAAACCUAUUUGGGGAGUGAAAAUAUUUCUCCAAGAAAAACCGGCCGGCAAAAAAAUUUCUGCCACGCUUUAUCCCCAAAAUAAUAAGGGCUACAAGGAAGUUAUUCAAAAAUUAUUUGCUCCUGAUUCUCCCCCUGACCGAACUUUUUCUCCCAUUCACAUCCUUUCCACUUUUAGCAAAAAUUGUCUGAUUGUUUUAGAGGCCCAAAAAAUAGAAGAAAUAAAGCACCUAGCCGCUCAAUGA